This is a messenger RNA of Ipomoea triloba (trilobed morning glory), 951 nucleotides long. RefSeq lists its product as uncharacterized. The transcript is spliced from 2 exons. The record is from RefSeq and is a predicted model, not a curated record. NCBI's taxonomy places the organism in Eukaryota, Viridiplantae, Streptophyta, Magnoliopsida, Solanales, Convolvulaceae. Gene Ontology annotation, biological process: DNA repair; telomere maintenance. Bases 92 to 937 code for a protein of 281 amino acids. Gene Ontology annotation, molecular function: DNA helicase activity.
GCCAUAAUAGGCGAGAUACGACGUCGGCUAGGAGUGGUAGCCGACGUCGUAUAGCGCCGGACUUAAUAUAAUUGGAUACGCCGUAUUGUGCAUGUUCCUAGCCUGGUUUGAGGCAAACAAAAAAUAUCCAACGGCUAGACAAUUAAUUUAUGCAGAGAUGCCAAUGAAAUUCAUUUGGAAACAAUCAACUAGAGAAUUUGUACCAAAACAAAGGGGAUUCUCAAUAGGACGAGUUAUCUAUGUUCUCCCUAGUAGCGGUGAAAUGUACUACUUGAGAUGUCUCUUGAAUGUGAUGCGAGGUCUUACGUGUUAUGAAGAUUUAAGAACAGUUAAUGGAGUACUAUACAGUACCUAUCGUGAUGCUUGUUAUACACUAGGCCUACUAGAAGAUGACAAAGAAUAUGUUGAUGCCAUUGUUGAAGCAAGUCAUUGGGUAUCUACUCAAUCCUUGAGAAAUUUGUUCACCACAUUGUUAUCCUCAAAUUCUCUAAGCCAUCCUGAAGUUGUUUGGGAGAAAUGUUGGACACAAUCGUCAGACGGCAUUUUGUAUAAACAACGAAAGAUAUUAGGUUGCCAAGAUUUGAUCAUGACUGAGGAUGAAAUAAAGAACCAUGCAUUGGUUGAGAUUGAGAAACUAUUGACACGAUGUGGAAAAAGUUUGCGUGAUUAUGCACAAAUGCUACUUCCAGAAAUUGAGUGGGCAUCCAGUUCAAUAAAUCGGAUGGUGCAAGAUGAGUUGCGAUAUGACAGAAUAGAAAUGCAUGAAGAGCAUACAAAAUUGGUUUUCAAUCUGACACACGAGCAACAUGGUGUUUAUAGCACAAUAAACAGUGUUGUAGGCACAAAUCUAGGUGACAUUUUCUUUGUUUACGGUUAUGGAUGGACUAGAAAGACAUUUGUCUGGAGAACACUUUCAGCAACAUUAAGGUCAAAAUGAGAUAUAGUACUGAA